AUGAGCAUUCCAAAUGCUUCAGUGUCAGACGAGUUACUGAAAGAUUUUGAAGAGAUCCAGUGCAGCACCCAGACUGUGCAUUUUGCCCGUCAGACAGAGACUAGAAACGUCAGUCCCAUCUUUGACAAAGAGAGUUUAUCUUCCGAUAAAGACACAGAGAAUGACAGGACCUCAGACAGACUUGACAAAGUGACUUUAGUGCUGGCUGCUCUCCAAAUAGAGAACACUAAACUUUGGUUGAGACUUGAGGAGCUGUAUUGUGAGAUUGAUACGCUCCACAGUGAAAACAAUAAACUCCGAGAUGAGGUUAAAAGUCAGUGGGAAGCAUUCCAUGAGACAUUGGGAUUGUCUAAUCCUGCCCCAAUCAAGAAAAUUAUUGGCCAUAGAGGCAUUGAUGUAACAGGAGAGACCACCUAUAAAAAGACGACAGCCUCGGCCCUUGAGGGUGCUAUCCACCUGGGCAUUGCCUACACAGUGCAAGCAGCAAGUCGCAUGGAUCAGAGAGAAGUGCUGGUCCAGGACUUUGAGGUGGUGGAAAGCAUAUUUUUUCCCAGAAAAGGUAGUAAAUGGACUCCACCUCACCACUAUAAAGACUUCAAUUUUACAAUCUACGCACCAUUUGGUUUUUGCUAUUUCAGAGAGAAAUUUGACAUUCAUUCUGAUGACUACAAGGAUUCUCUUUGUAACGCACUGAUAGAGCUGUCAAACUCUGGAGCAAGCGGCUCAUUGUUCUACCUAUCCUCUGAUGACAAAUUCAUCAUUAAAACAGUGCAGUGCAAAGAGACAGAGUUUCUGCAGAGAAUGUUGCCUGGGUACUACAAUACCCUGCUGCGCAACAGGCACACCCUCCUGCCCAAGUUCUACGGCCUCUACAGUGUGCAUAUCGGCGGUAAGAAUAUACACCUCGUGGUAAUGAACAACCUCCUGCCUACAACUCUGCCAAUUCACCUCAAGUAUGACCUCAAGGGCUCCACCUACAGACGGCAAGCAUCACGGGACGAGUGCGCCAGGCCCGUGCCCACUUACAAGGACCUGGACUUCAUGAGGGACUUACCCGAUGGGCUGCUCGUGGAGGCUGGCCAUUAUGAUGUCCUCAGGAGCACCAUCCACGAGGACUGUCUGCUUCUGCAAAGCUUUAGAAUCAUGGACUACAGCCUGCUGGUGGCGGUCCACAAAAUACAGCAGGGAAUGGAGGACUCCUCUCCAUUCAUGUUUGAUCACAGCAUUGGAGUCAUCCCAGUGACCACAUGCAAGGGUGAGAAGAUGUUGGUCUUUGCUGGUAUCAUUGACAUCCUGCAAUCCUACAGGUGCCCCUCUUCUAUUGAUUGUGCUGACAUUUCAUCUUAA
This is a messenger RNA of Sardina pilchardus (European sardine), 1347 nucleotides long. RefSeq names its product phosphatidylinositol 4-phosphate 5-kinase type-1 alpha-like. The record is from RefSeq and is a predicted model, not a curated record. Bases 1 to 1347 code for a protein of 448 amino acids. Gene Ontology annotation, biological process: phosphatidylinositol phosphate biosynthetic process. Gene Ontology annotation, molecular function: 1-phosphatidylinositol-4-phosphate 5-kinase activity. Lineage: Eukaryota; Metazoa; Chordata; Actinopteri; Clupeiformes; Clupeidae. Gene Ontology annotation, cellular component: plasma membrane. The transcript has 8 exons.